AAUGAACAAACCCUAAGCCAUCUGAGGGUGUCAGAGAGCCUCUAUAAUUGAAGGUUUUCUCCAGAUUCAUUCAAGAACCAACUGUAGACAAUGGCAUCUGAAAAUCCCUCCACCUCUGAACAAGGCGAGAUGCAGAUGCCGCUGAACUGCCCAGGAGGUGCGGAGGGAGGAAGCUCACGUGAAACACCUCGUAAGCGAAAGAAGAUAAGUAACAGCUACCAGGGCUUUGGACUGGUGGAGAAAGACAGGCUGAAGAAAUAUGAAAAGUGGGAAUCAAAGGCAAGGAAGAUUGUCAAGGAAACAUAUGACAAAUUGGUUGAAGAUUUAUCUCAAGAUGACACAGAAAAUGAAAUUAACUAUUUGAAGAACCGUUUGAGUACCUUGACAGAAAAGACUUCCUUGGACCCCAUACACAUUGGGUGUUUUGGGCGAACAGGAGCAGGGAAGACCUCUUUGCUCAAUGCCGUUCUAGGGAAGAAAUUGUUCCUGCCAGUGUCUGGGGACAGUACUUGCACUGCAUGUGUGAUACAAAUAAAAACAAAAAAGGCUGGUCCGUACGAAGGCACUAUCCAUCUUCUCUCAGAUGAUGACUGGAAAGAAGAGCUGAAGAAUCUUGUGGAGAUUUUGAGCAAGAAUGGGAGUGAUGAAGAUGAUGACGACGAUGAUGACUGUGUGAAGGAUGCCAUUAAAAAGCUCCAUGCUCUUUAUGGGGAGGGAGCUGAAGAAAAAGAUUAUGAAACCUUGUUGAAAACAAAGCUGCAGGUGACUAUUCCGGCAAAAAGAAAAAUUUCAAUCAAGGCACAGGAGGCAGAAGAGCUCUCCUGCGAACUGGAUCCUUACCUUCGUGUUGGGACUGAAGGCACCAAUAAACUCUGGCCACUGAUCAGCUACGCAGAAGUAACCAUUCCAGGGUCAGACAUGCCUCCAGAAGGGGUCGUACUUUUGGAUGUUCCUGGUACAGGAGACUUUAACAAGAAAAGGGAUGAGAUGUGGAAACAGAGUAUUAAUACAUGUUCAGUCAUCUGGAUUAUCAGUGACAUUGAACGUGUUCAAGGAGAGAAGAUCCAGGCCAAGUUACUGGAAGAAAGCAUCAAGGCCUUCCCCGGAGGAAUCUGUACUGACGUUGCCAUGGUGGUCACCAAAUCAGAUAAAAUGGAUCUUGAAGAAUACAGAAGGGAAAGAAAAAACAGCAAUUUUUCCGUGAAGAAUGAGCAUGAUGCCAUUUUAGAGAGGAACGAAAAUGUGAAGGACAUGAAGCAUAAAGUCAUUAAGGAGAAGCUGCAGAAAAAGCUGCCUCCUGAUUCGGAAGUCCUUAACAAGCCCAAAUUGGUUUAUACAAUAAGUGCCCGAGAAUUCUGGGAUACAAAGCACCUCAGUAAAAAAGAAACAGAGAUACCAGAGCUGAGGGAGUACAUCAGGAGGCUCUAUCUGAAGGAGAAUCAGAAACUGGUGACAGAUUAUGUGACUGAAGUGUUGAGCUUUCUCAAGAUGGCUAAGAAUUUUGGUUCUGAGGUGUUUCAGACAAGCAAUGUGAAAGAAUUAAUGACGAAGGAAUUCGACUCUUUGGAGGAACACCUUGAAUUUGUUUUUACUGAAAUAGAACAUGCUCUAUGUGCAGGUGUGGACAAUGCCAGAAAGAAGUACAAAAAAAGUGUUGAAAAACUGCUCACAGGAUGCAGAGGUUAUCAUCACAAAACCCUGAAAGCGGUGUGCUUAAGGGACGGUGUGUAUGCCUCUAAAAACCUUGCCCGCAUUGAUUUCAAUGAAAGCCUUGCCGAUCCCAUCUAUGAUAAAAUAGAUCGCAUUUUUGGAAGUAUCUUCAGGACCGAAAAGGCCACCAGAUCCAAUCUGUGGUCUCAACUGGAAGUGUUUAAAAAUGAGGUACAGAACAAGAUACGCCAAACUGAAAAAGACAACAGCAAGAUUGAAAUUUUCAUUCAAGAAACAAAUGUAAUCCUGCAACAGCUAAAAAAACGGAUUCUCCAGGGGAAGUUGGAUAUCUACCCAAGUCUUAGUUUGUCCAUCCAAAGUGACCUGAAGCCCCACUAUAAAGAGGCCUCAAAAGUUAAGGGUCAAGGAUCCUAUGAGCGGAUGAAGACAAUCCUCACAGAAGGCAUUGAGAAAGAGGUAACGAACCAGAUGUUUGAGAGGGCCAAAUCCAAGAUGAAGAGUCAGUUCCGUAAACUGAAGGAAGAUAUCUUGCAGAACCUGAAGGGACAAAUUUCCACUGCGUUCAGUCUGGUCUUCCUGCAGCAAGAGCGGGUUGCCGUGCAUUUGGCAGAUAUUGAGAAAGAAUGCAGAGAAAUCGAGGAGAUCUAUAAUGAGUUGCAAAAUGAUAAUUAACAAGAUUUUGGGUUUUUUAAAUUGUUUUUAUUUUUUGCAAGUCAGUUUUGCUUCACAAGUG
Molecule: messenger RNA, 2404 nt
Organism: Gekko japonicus
Lineage: Eukaryota; Metazoa; Chordata; Lepidosauria; Squamata; Gekkonidae
Product: nuclear GTPase SLIP-GC-like
Exons: 19
Coding region: 91-2343 (750 amino acids)
Molecular function (GO): GTPase activity
Source: RefSeq, a predicted model, not a curated record